AUGGGGAAGAAGGCGAAGAAACCCGGGAAGGGGAAGGAGAAGACGGAGAGGAAGACCGCCAAGGCUGAGGAGAAGCGCGCCCGCCGAGAGGGCAAGAAGGUCUCCGAGGAGGACGACAUUGACGCCAUUCUUGUAAGGAAGAGGCAAAUCAUGAUGGCUGUACCUUUAUUAUUAUUAUUAUUUAAUUUUUUUCGCGUUUGGGCCUCGUUGAUUUGGUAACCUCUUUCUAUCUAUCAGAGGAACAUCCAGAAAGAGGAGGCCAAGAAGAAGGAGGUGCACAUCCAGGAUAAUGUCCCUGGGCCGUCACCCCGGUCGAACUGUUCGGUGGGUGUUUGCUGCUUUCUUCCUACGAGUCUGUGUACUAGAAAGUAGCUCAUAUUUAAAAAAAAAACGUUUUUUCAGUAGUUAAUUGUAAUUUUGGGAAAUUAUUUUCGGAAAUUGCUACCCUUAUUGUUACUUUCUGCAUGCCUAAAUUUGAUGAAUUGCGAAUAACUUGAAAAUUAAAAAAAGCCCUGCGUGAUUUGAAAUGCUUAACUUUUUCUACAUAUUGAGACAUGUAGUUUCUAUUCUGCUUAUGCUGCAUGUUAAUUAUCUAUUUCGUGAGUUUAACCAUGACCUCUAUUUUUUACUUUUUUCAGUUAGUUAUUAACCCGUUGAAGCUGUCAGAGUUGGUAAUGUAUGGUGGUGAAUUUUACAAUGGGCAAAAGGUCAGUGUGAUUCGUUUUGUGAUGAAAGAAACUGUGGAAAUUUCUUUUCUUUCUAUUCAUAUUAUUGUAAUGGGAAUUCGAUCAAUCAGUGUUUGCUUUGUCAUGGGAAAUCUGUGGACAUGGUAGUGCCAGGCCCGACUACUUCCAUAAUGUUUCCAAUCUGAAGUACCAUCAAACAUACUGCUUGCUUUUUCCAUCAUUAAUUGGUCAAUUUCUCGCUAAGUUAUUGCACCACUUUCUAAUGUUUUCCUUCUGUCCACAUUUAGCUUGGUAAUCUGGGAUAAGAGUGGUGCUGCUGUUUCCUUUUAUAUAAUCAACAUUCUUUAACCAGGUCUAUCUCUCAAAAUAACUGGUUCUUUGCACUUUUUAAUGUUUCAAAAGAAAAAUAUUAUUCUUUAGGUUAUUUUAGUGAUAAGAGAUGGACAGAGCUGUCUAAAUGGUAAAGUAACAAAUGAUGAAUGCAUCUACUAUGAAUAGAAAUUGGAAUUUUUUGAGUGUGGUUUUGGGUUUGUGAUUAUGCAUUGAAUCCUCCAUCUUAGAAAUUUAUAAUCUGCACUCUAUUAUAUUAAUCCAUAGUUGCUCUAUAUUAGUGCGAUUAUUUUCUGUAAGGACGUGAAAUGUAAACUUUCAAAUCAUUAACAGGCCAUCUUAUUGUGUAGACAUUUGUUUAUGGAGAUCUAUAUCGGUAUGAUAUAGACAAGAAUGAAUGGAAGUUGAUCUCAAGUCCCAACAGUCCCCCACCUCGAAGUGCACACCAGGCAGUUGCUUGGAAGGAUCAUAUGUAUAUAUUUGGUAUGCAUGGGCUAAGCCCAAUUAUUCUUUAUGGUCUUUAGGCGAAUACCGACCUAUCCACCAAAAUUUAUCAUGUUUAUUUCUUUCCUUCAGGUGGUGAGUUCACUUCCCCAAAUCAAGAACGUUUCCAUCACUACAAGGUACUUCAUUUUUUUUCUUUUCAGUUUCGACUCAUCACUUUUCUUAAAAACCUUUUCUUUCUUGCUUUUUCUUGUUAACACGUCAUUUUUUUCCUGCCAGUAAUUAGAAAUUUAACGACAAUAUAGUGUCGUAAAUCCUGUUGACAUGCCAAAAUUAUUUGCAACCAAAGUCAGUUUUUUUUUUUGGUCUUUCUCUUUUAUGACUAAUUUCCUUGACGAACUAUUAUGGAUUAUCUUCUUCAAUCUUUGAAGCAAUGAAACACUUUCAUGUUCUGAGAAAACCUCCUUGCUUCACAUUUUUACUAGAAUUCUUUCUUAUCGGGGUUCCAUAUGAAGAGUUUCCAACUCUUCACAAAAGUAGACUUGUUGUUUAAAUGUUCAUCAAUUCUUGAGCAGCUAAUUAAUGGAGAUCGGAGUCUUAUCCAUUGAUUAUUGGUUGAUGUCUAAAGAAAAGAAAGACGACUGGAAAAUUUGACUUUGCUUUCAUUGCUACUGCGUUAUCUGUGAUGGGUGAAUUGAUGGAUUCCCAUUCAUUACUUCCCAAUUUAGAGCAAGGGAGGAAUUUUACAUCCCCAUUUUUGAGUAAAUCAAGAGGAUCACAUAUGUGUAGUGGAAUUGCUUUCUGUAGAUUUAAUGGCCAUUUCCUUGGGCCUAUAUGUUCUGGCAUCCAUGUGAGCUGUUGUUUGUAUUCUCAUGGGUUGCCUCACAUGGCUCAGCUAGAUUCCUAACCAAGGCAGACAGACUGAAGAGUAUUUUCGUUCACUGGUGGCCAAGCUUCAGAUAUCCAUGCGGAUAAGUAUUUAUGACUUGAGAAGGUCCAUAUGGGUUGCGGGAGUUAGUCUGGGACGAAAUGAAUUGAUGAAUUACGGUGACUAGGACUAGCUUACCAUGUUUUCCCAAACAAAGUUAAAUGGAGAUGCUGAAACUCUUCAUCUAGCUUCAUCUUCUCAUUCCAUAUGGACAAAGUUUAUCUAUUUAUCAGCAAUGCUGAUUGAUGAAUUGGACCUGUAUCCAGUCAGUUUGAUUCCAUUGGUAUGUGCUAACUUGGAAGGUUAUUUAUUGGCCCCGGAAGAUAUUCACUGAUUCAUGGGUUUCACAAAGACAGCUCUGUGAAAAGUCUUUUAAGUGCAUUCAAAACCGAUCCAACAAUUUACUAUGUUCAUAGUAAUAUUUGUUGACUUCCUAGGAUAUCUAUUAGCUUCAACACCGUCCAAAUUUUGAUAGGUUCAAGUCGUUUUCAUGAUUUCAACCCCAAAAAUUCCUUACCAUUGAAUAUUAUGAGGUUGCAUCGGUGCCAGACUUCCAUUUGUUCAAGAUAAUGUCACAGUUCCAGCGGAAUCUUCAAAAGGGCAUUUGUAAUUUAUUCAACAUUAUCAAUUAGAUUGUACAUUUUGAAAAUUAUUAUUAUAAUUGACAUGGUCUUAUCCGAUCUAAUUUUUUUUCUUUUAUGGCUGUUAGACCGCAGUGUCUGUAUGAACUGCAUUUUACAUUGAGCAUUUCGGUUUGUGUAGAAAUUUUGCCAUCAUCAUUUGUGUUCCUUUUGCACAGGAUUUCUGGAGAUUGGAUUUGAAGUCAAACCAGUGGGAACAACUACUUUUGAAGGGUUGUCCGAGUGCUAGAUCAGGGCAUCGAAUGGUAUGCCUUGGUUUUCUUGUCCUCCAUAGAAGCACUUCUUCUGACUUGUGGUCAAUCAUUGUUCUUUAUGUUGUAAUCUCAUUAAACUACUUUGUGAACUGACGCAGGUGAACAACCCAAUCCCAUUCAGAUAGAUCACUUUGUGUCUUUAUUUUCGUGACUAGAUCUUUGUCCUAUCCUCUUGGAUCCUAGGAGAAAGUGUUAAAUCCCCGAGAUAGUUAUAAACCUUUAAGCUAGGAACAAGGGAAAUCUCAUUGUUUAGCAAGUCAUGUAGAAACUUCCUCUAUCGGUCACUUUUGCCAUCUUUUUUCUUAGUCCUGUUUCCACUUUUAUACACCAAAUUCAUCCAACGUUCUAACACAUUCUCUCUCAUUUCAGCUGUUUUAUGGAUUUUCCCGUUUCUUAUGCUUAGUCUAUCAGAAAAAAUCGCAUAAUAAUUCUUGAUUUUCCUUCCCCGAAAAUUUCUGAUAGAUUAUUUUUUAUGUUCCCCGAGUUCUUUUUAGUUUUUCAGUGUCUAGUUCGUACCAUUAUUUGAAAUAAUUUUUUUUUGCUGGUUUUCAACACUAUGCUAAGGAUUAUGGCUGAGCCGUAAGGCUACAAGUUGAUAAAAAAGGAGCAACAAAUAAUGGCCAUAGGAAUAUUUAUGAAGAUAUGGGUUUGUGCGAUGCAUAUUUAACGGUCAUCUCUUGUGGUUCAAGCGAUAAAUACUAUAUAUUCUCUCAGGAUAAAGGUUAAACAUUAUGUUGUUUAGGAGAGCAUCAUUAAUAGUCUAAAAACAUUGUUGCAUAAUCCAACUAUAGAUAGAUCUUCGUACAAGCUAUAUAAGCAAUUUGAAGAUUCCUCAAUUAUAUUUUAGUAUUGUAUUUAAUGCAUUCUAUGAGCUGUGGGUUUAAAUGAAUGAAGCAUUGUGGAAAGACUGCAUGGGAGCUCUUCAUAAGAAACACUAUAUAUUUACAAUAAAGACAAUAAUCUUGGAUAGCAUUCUAUUACAUUUAAGGGAAAUAACAACUUUUCUGUGUUUGUCCUUUAUGCAUCAUGUAUUAAUAUUUUUGGAAAGUUCACUUUAAAAAAAAUAAAUAGAUAGUAUUGCAUAAUCAUUAACAGAGAAUGUUGAUGCACGCAAGAUGGGUGAAGAAAACUUGAUUUAAUUCCGUUCUUAACUUUUCUCAGUUAUUUUUGGAAAGAGUCACGUUUUAAUAGUAGUCUGUACAAUAGUUCUCUAAUCAGUUAAGAGUCAAGUUAUUUAAUGAAUGUAUUAGGAAUCCAGUUAAAGAAUGACUCCUUUCUUCUCUUAUAAAGAUGACACGAGGUCGUAAUGGGGUUCGUUUUUGAAACGUAUUUUCAAUCAAUUUUGUUUUAGGUUAUUGGGGUGUCGCCUUAUCCUACCAUUUCUCUUAAAUCCGUCCCCUACAUCCAUUUUUCCUCUUGAUCUCCUUUGCCGAAAGUCUGGGGUACCAGUCUGCGAUCUAUGAACUGAAAACCCCUUUUUGCAUUAGUUGUAUCCCUCUCCAUCAGAGUUUAUGACCUACUUCAUCAUUUCAUAAAAAUCUCAUCCACUUUGUCAUCUUUUUAAAAACACAUGAAAACCUUUUUAUCUCAGAACAGUUUCCCUCCGAAAUUACGUAUAUUUCUUGUCACAUAAAUAGCAUUGAUGGUUUGCAGCAUAAUAAGCCUCUGAAGAUUGCAACAUAUCUUCUUUCUCCAUUGGCUCCAUCUUAGCUGAACCUCAGCGAUCUGAAUUUUAUGUUGCCACUGUACAACCAGGUUAAGGCAUAACUACGGUUAAAUUUCUUGGGAGUCAAAGCAUCAAAGUAAUGAGGUGUUGUCACUACAUAACAAGGUUAAGGCAUAUUAUGAUCGAAUCUCCUGAGAGAAGAAGAAUCAAAGUAAUGAGUGUUUCAGUGUUUCUCAUUCCUCCCAACAUAGAUUACAAAUGAUAUGGAUGGUAUGAUUUAAAGUAACUAAUUUUUCCCAUUUAGUGUCUCUCAUGCAGAAUUUUCCGGCACUAAAAAUUUAUUUUUGAAUGAAAAGAGCGUUUUUGAAUGACAACUUGGAAGCUCAUUCCUUUUUCUUAGUCUCUAACCCCACAUGUCCUGAUCUGCCAUUUGUGCUGGCUUCUUAUCAUUUUUUCGAUAAGCUGUAUGGUAGUUUUACUGUUUCUUUCUAUAGAUCUGUCCUUGUUUGUACUAGAAUGAAGAUGGUAAUGUGUAGGUUAAUUAUUUCUUCAUCCCAUCACCGCCUCAUUACGCUCAAAAUUCAAGCUGAAUGACAGAUGGUGAUUGCAGAUAUUUUGUUACAUCUUUUGUGAGAUAUGUUUUUUAUAAUAAACUCGUUGAUAUCACUGAUGAUCGAUUUUGCAUCCCCAGGUAUUGUACAAGCACAAGAUUAUUGUUUUUGGAGGUUUCUAUGAUACCCUCAGAGAAGUAAGGUCGUUGCAUUGGUCCAUAUUGGUUGUGGUUGGUCAUAAUAUUUACCUUUAUCAAUUGUCUUAUGCUAUUAGCUCAUUGUGCUGUCUAUUCUCUAUUUGACCAAAAAAAUUCUAGAAAGUGCCAUGCCUGUCAAGUUGGGAUCAUUGUGCGAAUUGUAGUUUGUAACUGAGGGUUACGAAGUAUUUGAUACUUAUUUGUGAUGUACCUCUUAAGUUGACAAUGCCCAAGAGGUACCGUUCACUUUCCACUUGGCUUAUGGAUUGAAGAAAUAAAAAAAAAACUUCUUGAUGUGUGGUCAGCUCCUGGUCUCAUUGUUACGCUCAAAAUGAUUCAAUUACAUUAAAUGGAAAAUCUCAGAUUAUUGUUCAAAUAAAAUAUCUCUGUUAGAAGUAUAGAAGGUCAGCAUUAUGGUUGAUCUGGUAUGAUAUCUCCUCAUUGAGCUCUAUCUGAUGACAAACUGGUCAUUUAAAUAACUAUGUUGAGCUGCGUUGGUCAAGCUCUUGCAUGAUAAUCUGGACUGGAGUUUCUUCUCUUUGUGUGCUUUGUAAAUAUUUUCUUGUAUGCCUUCUCUGAAGGAUCCACUUAGGCUCCUAUGAGAACUUGAAAUGGGUUGGGAGUCCAGUUAAUUUUCAUAGAUUUGAAGUGCCCGGGGAAGAUGAUCUUUUUAUUUUAGGUCUGUCAUUGCUCACAAGGUAACCAAUCACUUGUCCCUGUGUGACAGCUACUCUUUCAUAGGGUUUUUCUCUAUAUUUAAAAAGUGUCAGCCAGUACGAGAAUUUUGUGAGGAAUGGGGUUGUUCUAGUAUCUUAGUUUCCUUGGGGUCGAUGCAAGCUAAUCUACACUCCCUUGUUAUGGAUUUCUGUUCGUUGUAUAUGGAGUUCUAUGAGGGUUGGUUUUAUGUUAACUUGUAUGUCACUUUAUUUAGGUUUAAUGGCCGAUUAAUACAUUAUUCGCUUUCAAAAAAUUGGUUACAUUAUAGCUUGUGAAUGUUAGCUAACACAUAUGUUUCGUUUGAUGGGGGAGCCUUCAUUUGUUCUUUUCUGCGCUCAAGUAUAAGUUCUACAUUUUUUUUCACCUUCGUACGAUAUUUAUUGCGCUUGCAGAAAUGAACAAUACAUUGAUAGUUGAAACGAAUAUCCCAUGUUUUGAAUCUAACUAAUUGCACUUUGCUGCAAGCUAAGAUAUAGGGGCAUGUCUUUAUCUUAUCUCUUUAGUAUGCAGCUGUUAUUUUUACGUUACACUGUACUCAAUCCUAGUCCAUUGUGUUGUUUUCCAAUAAGAAAGGAUAGGCUGCCCUUCCAAGGCAUGGCGUAGGCUAGAAUUCCUCUCCCUUGUGAGUUUCUUUUCGGCGCUGUAAUAUAGAUUGCCAAACUUAAUUGUGUGUUACUGCUGUCACCAAAAACAACUUGAUAUUUUCCUUUAAUGUUGCCAUGUCUGAGCUACCCACGUACACAUGGAUACUAGGGGCAGUAAGGUUAAGGGCAAUAUAUGCUUGAUUCCUUUAUAGCAAGAUGAAUGAGUUGUGUUGCUGUUCAAGCAUCUUCUGAUUUUUCACGAGGUUUCUUCAUUUAUUUUUCAGGUACUUCAAUGAUCUACAUGUAUUCGAUCUAGAUCAGUUCAAGGUUUUUUCUCAAACUUUUAUCCUAAGAACAAGUAACCUUUUUCUCAUGUUGUUUCUAAAGUUCCUUCUACUAUACUUUUAGUGGCAAGAGAUAAAACCUAAGCUUGGAUGCUUGUGGCCUACUGCAAGAAGUGGAUUUCAGCUCUUUGUAUUUCAGGAUGAGGCAAGUUGACCGAAUUUUAUUUCUUGUUGCAUUCAUAUUACUCUGCAUGGGAAUAUUGGUUUUGCUCUGCUAUUUUGAAUCACUUCAGGUAUUUCCUAUUGUUUUUCACGCAUGUAGCUAUAGAACUUGUACUAUGUAGUGAUUAAAUGAUGCUAGGUUUUGGUUGUGAGGUAUGACCAUUUGGAAUACUCAUAGGCAGAAACAGGUUUGGAUCCUGAAUCAGCUCGUCUGGUCCCUUUUGUAAUCAUAUUGGUCAAAUGGCCUGAUCCAAUUUAAAGCAGAAAAACUAAUAAUAUUACAAUUUUUAGAUGUCUUUAUUUAUUGAAAGUGUUACAUAGCAGUUUUUUUUACGAUAAGCGCCAUUCUGAGAAAUUUCCUUAUGUGUUUAGAAGGGGGGUUUCAUUCUCUUUGCUGCCAUUUCUUUCCUUUUCUUUGAAGGAGGUAUGGGGUUCCCCUCACUGAAUUAGAUUAGAGACAACGAUUUAGUGAACCUAGGGGAAAUUAGAUGAUGAAUGAGUUAAUGUUUCAAUAUUUUGGUUAAAUAUUAGUUUUCAAAAAAUAAAUUGUUCGCCAAAAGUCAGGGGAUCAUAUCAUAAGGAUCUAAAUGGUGUGGGGGUAAGUCACUUUCAUGAUUGUAAAAUUGGAAGCAUAAUUUAAAUUGACAUGACAUGCUUUUAUUACUACUGUUUAUAAUCAUUUUUUUCUUACUUAUUGCAUGGUUCUUAAUUCCGUCCCUUGUUGAGCCUAUUAUUAAUCAAAAGAUUAAGCAACCUAUAUUUCCUGAUGCGAAAAGCUGAUUUCACUUGUAUAAGCAGGUAUUUCUAUAUGGGGGUUAUUCAAAAGAAGUCACAUCUGACAAAAAUGGCUCAGAAAAGGGAAUAGUUCAUUCAGACAUGUGGUCCCUUGACACUCGUACCUGGGAGUGGCGAAAGGUAACAGACGUAAAAAGUUUCAGAUUUAUAGUUUUGAUGUGAUUGAAAUUAUCUCCCCAUUGCUGUCUAGUGUUAUUAUUCCAUGUUUCUACUUGUCUCUGUGUAGUUCAGAAUGACUACAGAACCUAGUUUCUGUUGUCAAAAAAAUUGGCAAUAGAACAUACUCUUCAUCUUUCACUGUGUUCAGUGCGAACUUUGGCCUCUUUCUCUGCUCAUGACCAGGGAGAGAGAGGGAAGGUGAUCUCUUGAAGCCAUAGUAGUGGCAUCGGGACUAAGACAUCUCCUUCCAGCUUUUAUUAUCAGAGCUGGAAGAAGGGGCCCUUGGGUUCCCUUUAAAACUCUCUUUCAAGAUUUUUUUUUUUUUUUUUUUUGAAGAAAUUUGAUUGAGUGCUAGAUGUUUGACCUCUUUCUGAGGUUACAUAAGUGGGAUCUCAUUUGCACAAGGGGUGAGGAUGACAUGGAAGAUUAAAGAUCUCUUUUGAAGAGGGGACGUGAUAAUACUGAAGAUAGACUUCAGUGCGCUCAUCAGAUUUGAAGAAGGCGGUUGAUUUGUAUUGGGCUGGAAGAGCCUUUGAGUUCAUGAAGUUAGAAGAUCUGCUCAAUAGUAGUAGGACGUGUAGACCUCCAUGUUGUGCGCCAUGAGGUGUUCCUGCAAGACGAGUUUGCUGCAGUAAGUGGUUCUAAGAAAUAAAUAAAAUGAUAUAAAGUGGUGAGAAAAGAAUGGUUAAGGCAGUGAGGAGGAUAGAACUAUGUUGGAGCAUGACAAUAAGCCCAAAUAUAAACUUGUCUUCUUAGUGUUGCACACGUCUAAUCCCUUUGGCCAAGAUUUUGUUAGUACCAUCAGUUGCCGUACUUCUUCUAAGUAGGUAAGGGACCUUUCACCCCACGAGGAAUGACUUGGUUUCUUUUUCUAACUCUUUUCUUUUCUCUUAUUCUCUCUCUUUUUUUUUUAACUCUCUCUUUCAAGAUAUAAAACAUCAAGAGGUUUCUGUAGGAAAUCAAUCCCCGAGGAAAAUAAUAAUAAAAUAAGUGAUUCCUAUCUAAGUUUACUAUUUCAGUAAAGCUGUUUGCAGAAGUACCUGGCAAGAUCUUAGGUAGGAGAAGCAUCUGGUACCAAUGACGAAUUGAGAUUGCAAUCAGGCAAGGUGAUAAACCAUGUUUUUGAAAGACCUUGAAAAAAUGUUGCAUACGAGACGGUUUGUAGUACAAAGGGAGGAUUGUAAGGUAAUUUUGCUGAAGGAGAUCCCAUCUUGUAAUUACUGUCAAGUUGAUAGUCGGAGAUUAUUUCAUGGAGUAAUGCCUAUUUCCUUUGUAUUUCCUCUUUUUUAUUUUCAUAAUUUCAGUUUAACGUUUAAUGUGUCUUUUCUUGCCAUAUAUUUUUUAUAGAAAUACGACUACAUUUUUUCCAGUCAUUUGUGAUAUCUCUCCCUAUCGAUUUCUUUAAUUUCUUAAAACUUCUGACCAUCAUAAUUCGUUGCAAGUGCGACUUUUUUUUUCUCUAUACGCUAAUAGCCCAGGUUUUUGCUAUGUAGCAUGGUAGUUUGAUGAAAUUAUGCAUUCCUAGCACAUUCAAUUUCUUCUCCUAUGAUCUAUUAUUCAAGGAAAUAUCAUAAAUUUCGAUAGGUUAAGAAAGCUGGGAUGCCACCAGGGCCUCGUGCUGGGUUUUCAAUGUGCCUGCACAAGAAACGAGCAGUAAUGUUUGGAGGUGUUGUGGAUAUGGAAGUUACAGGUCAGUUGUCAUGCAGUGCACACGUCUUCAUUUGUUGAAAUUUUACCUACCUUUUCUUGUCUUCUCUUGUCUGCUUCAUUUCUCAUAAGCGUUCAUCUAUAAUUAAUAUUUUAAACUCGUUCAAAAAUCUUCUAGCUUUCGUACUCACAAAUAUCAUCAAAUAAACUUUUAAAUGGCAUGCUUAUAUUUUUAUUCUAUUUAAAGUUUGUCUGGUUUGAUAGUUUUCUCGACUCCAAUGACUUGUAGAAGAAUCAAUUGGAAUGUGGCUUGUGUCAUUGUGUACUAACAUGUUUCCUUAUUAUUAAUGUUGAUCGUACAAUUUUCAUAGAAAACAUGGCUAUUUGCCUGAUUUUCCUUCCAGUGAGAGCAAAUGAGAUCAUGUGGCAUCCAGAGCUCAUGCCCUUGCAGAAAUCAAACUUCCACUUUUCUGUAGCUGUAGCACUGCGGCAUACUUCUACUUGAUAGAAGAUGUGCCCAGAGUUUCCAGUGGAAUUUUCAACUUCUAGAAAUAAAAUGAUUCAUAAGCCUCGGACACAAAAGGAUCCUUUGAAUUUUUUUACUAUCUAAUCCCUAUUCUCUGCCCAGAGCAUUUGAUAUCUCUCGCUAUUAUUCCUUUCUGAGCCCCACAUCCGUCUUGAGGUAUCACGUUGUUAACCAUUUUUUGCUUCUUAGUCACCGGCUUCCUUAUGGUACCUUAUCUCAUAAAUUUUCUGAUGGCUUAGAAUUUUGUAUGCAAGUAAAUGUUCAGCAGUUUUCCAGUUGUCAUUUAAGUCUGUUGAUAUAAAGGAGCCGACCUCUGUUUUAUGGGCCGUUUUCUCUGUAGAUCUAAGUCCAUGAUAGAAUGCAUUUCUGUCGAGUGUCUCUGUUUUACUGUACUCAGCAAUCUUAUUUGAUCAUGGGAGGUCAGGAUCCUGUUUAGCAAUGUGUGGGAUGAAUUUUAUAUUGACUUAGAUUUUAAAAUAUUUCAGGACAUUUUCUUUUGGAAGGAUAAACCUUCAUUACUUAUGCAUUGAUUUUCAUAUAUACUUUUUAUUUUUACAGGAGAUGAAAUAAUGAGUUUAUUCAUGAAUGAGCUGUAUGGAUUCCAACUAGACACCAAUCGGUGGUAUGUUCUUCUAUGCGUCAUUUGCAUAAAUAGCACAAUAUUUUUGUGUGGUGGCUUUUUCGUCUAUGCUUUCACAUGGAAGAUGAGUUUUUUUAUUUUGCAACAUUUUUUACGCUGAAUUUUUUUUUUAUCGCUAGCCUUUUGCUACUGAACAUUAUUUCAUAGAUGUUGACUUGAUUCAUUGCGAAAUUCUGUGGUAGAGGAAUGGAAUGGACUCGGAAUAAGGAGUUCAAAAUCUUACUGACUUAGCUUUCAUUUUCGAUGGUUUUAUAAAUUGGGUUUGAGUUGAUAUUUUUAAAUGGUUGAGGAGUUCAAUUGUCAAUCUUCACCGCAAUUCUUAUCAAUCAUCUACACAUGUUUCAUCAAAAUUCCAUUUCCUGGUUUCAUGAAAGGAUUAAGUUUUUGUGUCUCGAUAGGAUUUCGGUUGGAGGAGAAGAACCCCCCUGAUCUUAAGUUUGAUAUGGAAAACUGACUAUUGCAAUGAGCACGACAAUACGAACAAUACACAGACGUAUAGAAGGCAUUGAUGAUGUUAUGCUGUGUUUAUCAGUGGAUAGCCGGUUCAUGAACAUCAUAUGUAUACUAUAUAGAUAUCAGGAGGAAUUUGGGCCUCCGAGUAGAAGAUUAUAGACCCUGAUCUGACUUAACCAUUGGUUAUGUUAUGUGCAUUUUUAAUUGAUGCCAGGCCUAAGAUUGCAUUGGUUAUGUGUGUGGUGACAUGCGGCAGUGGAUCUCUGAGAAACCUGUUUGCUGGUAAUCUAUAGGGAUAAUCGCCUAUGAGAGUUACUCCAGAGGAAGAGAGGAAGAAGGGCCUGAAGUGGUUGUACGUAAGGAAGUCCGGGGAUCUAGCAGAGAGGCAGUUGAGUCUUUUAGUGCUUUGGGCUCUGUUAGGUGUGUAGAGGCUGUGGAUCCCAAGCAAAAGGGAAGGUUCUUCCUUGAAUAGCAUAAGGCGAGCGUUGUGCACUGUGAAAUAGGGUCAUACGACUUGGAUUUAUACUUUGCUUUUGGAUGAGUGGAAUGUAUAGGAGGAACUUAAUGUGGAUCAUGUUUCAUUACAUAGAGUAGUUUGCUUAGUGCAUCUGGGUAAAUUCCAUUUGGGGACUCUCAACUCCUAUUUCAUAUCUUUGCAUUAAGGCAGUGGCAAUCUCCCAUCUGUGGGUAUACAUGCAACUUGAAAUUGAUGUUGUCAUUUUUGAAAUAUGAAACCCAGUUGGAUGAUAAGAUUAGGGUUGAAACGUGAUUAAGAUGAUCCCAGAGAACAUAAUGAUUACUUAGCGACUGUAUUGGAUGAAAACCCAUCUUAAAAAGGGCUAGCCCUUGAGGAGGGCUACUUGAUCUUUGGAAAAUUCCUUAUCGAAGAAAAAUGUUUGUGCGUACAAUUGAAUGUCUGCCAAUACAGACACUGGUGAUCCUACGAAAUGGUCUAACGCAGACACUUGAACCCUAUAUGUUUCUUUUUAAUUAUGCAUCAUGAUGUGCUCAUCAGACACACCAGAUUCUUUGUUUCCCCAUUGUAGGCUUUUUGUCACUUUUCUGUUUUUCGGUGUUACAUUAACUUUGUGCUUCCAUGCAUACAUACUAUUUGCUCUAUUGAUUUUUCCACUGGUUCUAAACCCUAAUGUUGGGAAUGUAUUCUAGUCAUAUAUAAGAUGAUUGAUGGUAACACGCGUAUAUAUGAGGAAUAUAAACGAAGGAAUGAAAAAAAGAAUAAAAACUACCUGUUUGACACAAACAUUUAUCGUUAAAUGGUAAACAUAUGUUCCCAAUUCUUGUGGGUUGAAUAAUCAAAUGGGUCUGUUUUGGUGCAUCUAUACUGCCAGAGGAGAGGGCCUUCUUGUUGUUAAUGGUGGUAUUUUAUGAUGUAAUAAUAAAAUUAGUUUUUCGUUUGUAGUCUUUUGUCAUCAGUUCAUCACUUUUCUCUCCCUUAACGUGAUUCUUUCUUCCAGUUCAUUUGGGGGAUAUCUUCAUAGAUGUUGUUCAUAUGCUUCACUUUUCUUGAUUUCCUCUUUGUAUAUUCCGUAGGUAUCCUUUGGAGCUGCGGAAGGAUAAAACCGCAAAAGAUAAGGUGUGGUUAUAUAUUAUCGGCGCUGAUCGAAAUGUACUAGAUUACUGGCUUGAUUUCCAUCAUCUUUCGUUGUAAUGCAUAUGCACCUCUUGGCUUUCAUUUUUGUCACAUAGGAAUGUUCAUCCCGAAUUAUUACCAAACUGUCAAGUAGUAUGCUUUCAUAAAAUUUGAGAUUUAUCUAAUUAUAGCUCAAACUUCUUCUGAAGCCAAGAGGAUCCAGGAAGCCAGAAAACGAUGACAUCAAGGACGAUCAAAAUACUGUAGAGGACUCAGAAAUCUCCGAAGUAGAUGGUGAGAAAUGCGACACCAAAGAAGUUUCUCACCACAUGGACAGAGUCCUCACUCUCAACAAUGGUGGGUUUUCAAAGGAUUACACUGAAAAUAUUCAGACCUCUGCCACCAAUCCAGAGGUUGGUUUCACGUAUUUUUGUCAGUGUACCAAGAAAUUAUUUCUCCUUUGAACUAACAGCUUCCUCAAACUUACGCCUCCCAGACAGUGAAGCCCUGUGGGCGCAUCAACGCAUGUAUGGUAGCUGGGAAAGACACGUUAUAUGUUUAUGGGGGCAUGAUGGAGGUCAAGGAUAGAGAAAUCACACUCGAUGAUCUUUACAUGCUUAAUCUCAGCAAGCUGGAUGAGUGGAAGUGCAUCAUACCGGUUUGAUUCUAUUGUAGCCUUGUAGCUUAUGAUUUCGGUGGAAAUAAAUGCUAUUAAUACUUUUUAUCGCUUAUAAAUCCUGGCAGCAUCUAUUGAUUACCUCUCUUUUUUUUAAUUACAAGUUACAGCACCUAUUAAUGCCUUCUUGCCUGGUAAUCACUUGAUAUUGCAUUGGUUUUGUCUGAAUACUGUUGCUGACAUCUCUAAUGAUGAAUAUGGCUCAGCAUUUAUGACUUCAGCUUUUGGUAGCAUAUGCAUCUGCUCCGGGGACUCUUUUCCUUCUCCUUUCAUUCUUUUGGCUUUGGUUGGUCUGAUAUUUGGCUAAUCAGAGUAAGUUCCAACUAAAUUAUCUCCACUGUCAGGCUUCCAGUUCUGAAUGGUUAGAAGUCACUGAUGAGAACGAUGACGAAGAUGACAGCGAAGAUGACGACAGCCAGAGUGGAGACGACAGCGAUGAGACAGAAGAAGAUGAAGAGGUGCAGCAGGUCUUCCAUCUGCAUUUCCAAAUAUAGUUACAAUAUGAUGAUCUUCACCAAAUUCUCUUUUGCUUUGAAUGCUUUGUAAGGCCGGGGAUAAUGGGGAAUCAACGAUGAACACGGAAGAUGCUGUUGCUAUACUGAAGGGUGAGGGGAAGAAUCUCCGGAGGAAAGAGAAGAGGAUGAGGAUAGAGCAGAUACGAGUCACUCUCGGCCUCUCUGACUCCCAAAGGACUCCCAUGGUACUCAACAUGCUGAGUAUUUUUUCAAAUCUUUCCUUUAUCUUCUAUCAGGUUUCCAAGGUUUACUAGUGGGAGCUCUUUAUGUUCUGGUACUUAAGAGGCAUAAGAUUCCUCAAAGAAGCUCCUGCCGAUUUUUCUGUGGGAGAGCAGAAACUACAAGCAAUGAGUCUGCAUUCGUGUUUUACCUCGAUUUUAUGCUUAAGAAAUUUACUUUUUUGGAUAAUUAAUUGCGCUGCAUGAUCUUUUUUUUAUUUCUCUCUCUCUCUCCUCUCUCACAGCCUGGAGAAACACUGAAGGAUUUUUACAGAAGAACCAAUUUGUACUGGCAGAUGGCCGCCCAUGAACACACUCAACAUACGGGAAAGGUGAGCUUUUCUUAGCUGUGAUCGGUGUGACUAUAUGCAUCCAUCUCCCUUUUUUUAUAAAAAGCUUAUUUUUUCAGAGAAUUUUUCCUUUUAUUGUAAAAUAAACCGGACAAACAUUUGAUUAAAUCUUCUUCAGUAUUUAAAUCGACUACGGUAUAUCCUAAGGUCUUAGUAAAUGGAUCGAAAAAUAACAUCUCGCUAUCUACUUAUAUGACAUUGACGUGUUUUCAGUUUUUGAGUCAUUUAAUUCUGAUCCCAUCAACCAUUUUCUCUUGCAUGAAAAAUUAUAUAUAAUCAUUUCUUGGUGAUUGAAAAAUAUUAUACCCACGUGCUUUGAAACUCUCAGGAACUUCGCAAGGAUGGUUUUGAUCUCGCUGAGGCCCGGUUUAAGGAGCUGAAGCCAGUGCUCGAUGAGGUGGCCCAUCCUAUACACUAGCUCAAAAAUCAUUUCCUUAAAGGGGUGUUGACCUGCAUCUUUUCUCCCUUCUCCCAGCUUGCGAUUCUGGAGGCUGACCAGAAGGCCGAAGAAGAAGAGAGCGCCGAAGCGAGCUCGAGGAAGAACAGCAAGAGCACAAAUAGACGCCCUUCACAGAGAUGA
Messenger RNA from Spirodela intermedia, 15654 nucleotides. NCBI's taxonomy places the organism in Eukaryota, Viridiplantae, Streptophyta, Magnoliopsida, Alismatales, Araceae. The record is from the annotation of a GenBank genome assembly.